Molecule: messenger RNA, 3659 nt
Organism: Puntigrus tetrazona (Sumatra barb)
Lineage: Eukaryota; Metazoa; Chordata; Actinopteri; Cypriniformes; Cyprinidae
Product: amphoterin-induced protein 3
Exons: 2
Coding region: 467-1918 (483 amino acids)
Biological process (GO): brain development
Molecular function (GO): protein binding
Source: RefSeq, a predicted model, not a curated record
AAUAGGAAGCAGAGGCAAGGAUGGGAAGAGAUUAGUGCUGCGCUCUGUGGGCUCAUCACUCAAUGAAAGGACACUCUGGAAACAACAAGGGCGCUCAGCCUCAGGAGAACCGGUGAGAGUUUCAUUUUAGGGAUAUAUAUUAAACUUCCUGGGAAACGCUUUGGACUUUCUGGAUGCUUUCAGAUCAGGAUAAUCUGCUUGAGCAACUUCUAACCAUGGAUUGUUACAGCAAAGUAAGAACAGAGGAACUGGAUCUAAGAAGGUUCUGAGUUACUUUUCUGUCCAGUCCCUGCCCCAGAUACUGCCCAUCUGCAUGGUACACAGGAAAUUAGAUGGCCAUCUGUGAAAUAUUGGAAGGCAUGACAGAUGUAAAACGACCUUUCUAGGAUUUAAGAGCAGAGGGCUUUCUGUAUCAACUGUACUGGCUCUGUUCCUAGUGUAAUCCUGUUUAUGUGCAACCAAAAGAAUGACUUAUACAUCUUGUGUGGUUUUGAUCUCACUCUUGGUUCGGCUCACGGGAGCUAUUUGUCCUCAAGGCUGCCUGUGUAUAUCUGAGAUACUGAACUGUGGCUCCUUGGGUCUGGAUAGAUUCCCCAAUCCGCUUCCAUUCACAACAUCGGUCCUGGACCUCAGUCAUAACAGACUAACAUGGCUGGCAGGAGGCAGUUUCUACGGGCUCCCAAGGCUGCACGCUUUGCAUAUGUCCCAUAACCGCAUCUCCUUGCUAAGCCCGGGAGCUUUCCAUAACAUCAGCAGUCUUCGAUACCUGGACCUCUCUUCCAACAAGUUGCAGGUGGUGGGGAAGCAUCACUUCCAGGACCUGCCAGCCUUGGAGGUGUUGUUGCUCUACAACAAUCGUCUUACCCGCGUGGAGAGCAACACCCUAAUGGGGCUCGGCAAUCUGAAGAAGGCUUACUUCAGCCUCAACCAGAUCACAGAUUUCCCAUUCUUCUCGAUUCGUAAGCACAGCCACCCCAACUUGGUUACACUGGACCUCUCCUCAAACCGCCUGUUUCGUCUGCCUAUGGAUGACAUUGUGGUGCUGCCGGCUGCAGUCCAAACAGGCCUGUUCCUGCACAAUAACAGUCUGGAGUGCGAUUGCUCUAUGUACCGCAUGUUUUGGCACUGGGAGCAGAAGGGAUAUCCAAGUGUGAAAGACUACAAGGAUGACUACAAGUGUCUUAUGUAUGGCGAGCCUCGAAUCCCAAUUAAUUUUCUGCGCUCUUCGCACUUCUUUGAGAACUGUACCAUUGGGAAGAUGAUAUCCCUGAUAUCCCCAAAGGCUGAUAAAGUUGUUUACGAGGGUGAACAAGUGAGACUGGACUGCACUGGGACACUAAACGGAGAAGAUCUGUCUUACAGCUGGAUCAUUCCGCAUCAAGAAAACAUCUCUCAGCUGAUCCAGAAUGGAUCUCUACGUCUCAAUCAAGACGGUAGCUUGGAUAUUCUAGCUGCCCAGUCCAUAGAUUCGGGGGUCUACCAGUGCACUGCUGUGGAUAAUGCGAGGAUGAUCAACGAAUCACGAGAAGUAAAUUUAACGGUGGUAGCCCAGCGUACCGCGGAGGAGCCGUUCAACACAGGCUACACCACUCUUUUGGGAUGUGUGGUGACCCUUGUCCUCAUUUUAAUGUAUUUGUAUUUAACCCCAUGUCGUUGUGGUUGCUGCAAACCUCCUCCUCCUUCUCCGGCCAUCUCAACCUUUAGGGAGGACCACUGCACUCUGGCCUCUAUCUUUGCAGCCCCUUCAACCGAUCGACUCAAGAGCAAGUCUCAGUCCGACAGGCACGUAGUGUUCCUCGAGCCACUCAUGACAGGAAAAAACGGCCACCCGAAAGCUGCAUUUGUUGUUGAACAGCCUACAGUUGAAUGGGACACAGAAAACUUCACCAUAAUUAGAGGUAGAAACGACUCGGAGUAGCAAAUUUGUGACUUCAAAAUCCCGCAGAAUUGCUUAAGCCUGUUUGAACCAUAGGGACAAGCAUCACAAAUUAAUCUGUCAUAAUUACCUAAUAAAUUACUUUGAUCCUCAGAUUUAGAGGGUGUCUCCUGUCUCACAAUAUGAAGUAAUCCAUUUGUUUACGCUGAAUGCGUGGGACUGCACUGCUAGUAAUGCGCUGAAAAUCCAUAGCAGUGAAUGUAUCAUUUGUAAGACCCAAGAGCAUGUGUAUUGAAUUUGAAGGCUUGAAAGAAGCACAAGUUUGCUCAGUAAAUCUCAACAAAAGACGCAGAUUGUCAUGACAACAGCAACAUUUAAGGUGUCUCUAAUGUAGUGUGUUAUUUGCACAGAACAAAAGUUGAAUCAGAGCUGCCUUUGAUUCAAGUAUGUGGGGUACAUCUACUAGCUGGGAAGAUGAAGGUGACCACAAGCUCUUCUUGCAAGGUUUUUCAGAAAGAUAAACCCCUGUCCUUUGAUGGUAGUCAGAAACAUCUAGGUGCUGUUGAUUUGAUACUAUAAGCAGACAUUGAUUUAAAGAGAGGACAACAGAAGGCCUUCUGGAUCCAUUUAAGACGGAGGUUUAAUCUCUUCGGUUGCGUCAUUACCAUUAUAUACAGCUAAUCCUUUGUCAAGAAAACAUGGUGGUAAAGUUUGAUGCGAAAGCUUGACGGUAUGCAAAAAUAAAUGUUCUACUACUAGUUCACACGAAGCAGCUGCGAAAAGCGAGUAACUCCAAGGAGAGACAUGAUAAAUGAAGAAGAAAAAGCAAAGGCAAUGUAGUGAUGUCUGUUUAUGUGUGAUAUUAUUCAUCUCUGCACUUUGCAUUAAGCAAAUUGCUCUUUCAUUACAGGGAUGUGCUAUUGGAGAGGAUUAACACCCCUGCCAGAAUUUUUCCUCCCACACCAUGCACAGUAUGCAAAGUAAAAGCAAAAUAUGAAAAUGAAAGAGCACCACGGCAAAGGUACAGAGUUAAUCCAAGCAGCCCAUUUCCAGAUGUGAUCAGAUUUAUCUGCGGCAACCCACUUUCACAUUCAUAAUACGUCGACACAUGUCCCCUGGCUGCUCAUCUGUCGCGCAGUCCUGCCAAAUGCAAUGUUACCAGAUCUACUCUAUAAAAUAUAAAUUAAAAAAUGUGGUCAUGCACUAUAAUUUCUCAUUAGAUCCUCUUAAUCCAAACCUGUACAAUCUUAACAUUAAAACAGCAUUUUAUAAAAACUGACCAAUUAAUCAGACUUGCCAAAUGGACUGAUUGAUCUAAUCAGCAAACUCAUUUUUGAUGAGAUAAACAUCAAGGCUCCUAAAAAAACCUAACUUUACUAGAGUUAUGUAACAUUGACUGCCUCUUUACAGCCUUGCCUGUGUGCUGUGUUUGUUAUACUAGUGUUGUUUUGAGAGAUGAAAGAUCAAAUGAGAGAUGAGAUGACCCAAGGUCAGAUUUAACAGAUUACACUUUGGGGCAAAACUAGGCACUCCAGCAAUUUUUCAGCCUUUCCUUAAUCCUUUAAGCUUUCUUUUUUCCCUUUAUGCUGCUGAUGUGUUUUGGACUAUCCUGAACUCAGGUGGUGACAUAAAAAUUAUAAUUUUUUUGAAUGUAAACUGGUGAGCAGCAAAAUGGCAUAAUAAACAUUUCCAAACCAUGCAAAAGAGUUUUUUUUUUAAACGGACAUUGUGAAAGAUGCCUGAUAAUUUUAAAACAUACUUUUGACAUUGCACUUUCAACAGC